CAGGCAGGCAGGAGGAGCUCAGAGAGACCCGAGCAGCAGCCGCCCGAAAUUAGCCAGGCUGUCGGCCAGAGGCUCUGAGCUCAGGGGACCCUACAAAAGGAACCCUCCCCUCUCCUCCCCUGCUGAGCGGUUGCUCCAAUGCACGACGUGAUUAUCCUGGGAGCUGGGAUCAGUGGCCUCUCAGCUGCCAAGCUCCUCUGUGAGCAGGGAAUCAAUGUCCUGGUGCUGGAAGCCAGGGACCGAGUUGGAGGACGCACAUGUACCCUGCACGACCCGCAGUUCGGCUACACGGAUGUGGGGGGGGCCUAUGUGGGGCCCACGCAAAACUGCAUCCUGCGGCUGGCCAAGGAGCUGGGAGUGGAGACUUACCUGGUGGAUGACUCACAGUACAGCCUGGCGGAGAUUCAGGGGUCGGUGCGGAGGUUCAGCGGGGUGAUCCCGCCCAUCUACAACCCGAUUGGCCUCUUGGAUCUGAACCACGCCAUCCGCACGAUCGACAAGAUGGUGGCUGAGAUCCCCCAGGAAACUCCCUGGAAACAUUCUAAUGCCAAGCAACUGGACUGCAUGACUGCCAAGGAAUUCAUCGAGAAGAUAGCAUGGGCUGAAUCCACAAGGAGUUUCCUGAAUAUCUUCAUCAGGACGGUAUUCUGCGUGGAAGCUCAUGAAAUCUCAGCGCUCUCCGUCCUGUGGGCAAUAAAGUGCGGACAAGGCAUUGAUCGGAUUUGCAAUAUCGCUGGAGGGGCCCAGGAGCGGAAGUUUGUCGGAGGAGCGCAGAUGAUCAGCGAGCGAUUGGCCGAGCGGAUUGGGAGGGACAGGGUCCGAUUGAAGUCACCGGUGGUCAGAGUGGAACAGGAGGCCGAAGGUGUCACCGUCACCAGCGAGGGGGGCGAGACGUUCAAGGGGCAAUUUGCCAUCUCAGCUGUGCCACAUGCCAUCCUGCAAAGGAUCCACUUCCACCCACCGCUGCCCGCCAUGAAGGGCCAGCUGAUCCAACGGAUGCCCAUGGGAUCGGUCAUCAAAACGGUCACCUUUUACGAGAGAGCUUUCUGGAAAGAGAGAGGUUUCAGUGGCUGUUCCAUGUCUGAUACCGGGCCUGUUGACUUCAGCAUCGAUGACACAAAGCCUGAUGGGAGCCACCCAGCCAUCAUGGGGUUCAUCCAGGCGGACACGGCACGGAGAAUGAGUCUGGACACCCUCGAGCGCAGGAAAGAAUACGUCUGCAAACAUUAUGCCAAAAUCUUUAAGAUGAAGGAGUUUUUGGAACCUCAAGACUACGUUGAGAUGAAUUGGAUGGAGGAGACCUACUCUGGGGGAUGUUAUUCAAGCUCUUUCGGUCCAGGGGUCCUUACAUCCUUUGGAGAGGCGCUACGCCAACCUGUCGACAGGAUCCAUUUUGCUGGGACGGAACUGGCCAAUGAGUGGGCUGGGUACAUGGAUGGCGCGGUGCAAGCGGGUGAGAGGGCAGCUCGUGAGGUGUUACACAAACUUGGAAAGACCGGGCCGGCCGAGGGCCUUCAGCCUGAACUGCCGCCGGCCAACGCCUCGCUCGCCCCGGCGGAGACCUCCUGGCUCUUGGGCGCCUUGCCCUCCGUCGACACCCUCCUCCGUUUCGGCGGGAUCGCCCUUGCUGCCGGCUUGGCCUGGUUGUUCCAGUCAAAGCUCUGAGGAAGAAUCGCGUUGGGACUCGAAACAUCUGGCUCUGUCCCUUCCCGCUAAGCACGCCCAGCAUUUUCUGCUCUUAUCUGAAAGUGCUGAAGAUGUGGGCAUUGGCACUAUCGGGGUUUGGUUG
This is a messenger RNA of Carcharodon carcharias (great white shark), 1789 nucleotides long. Its product is annotated as amine oxidase [flavin-containing] B-like. The coding region runs from base 139 to 1665 and encodes 508 amino acids. Gene Ontology annotation, molecular function: oxidoreductase activity. The record is from RefSeq and is a predicted model, not a curated record. The transcript has 13 exons. Lineage: Eukaryota; Metazoa; Chordata; Chondrichthyes; Lamniformes; Lamnidae.